AUGAGCGAAAAGCAGCGCUUGAAGCUCGAAAAGUUUACCAGAAAACAAGCCCACCAGAAAGAGCUGCAACAAACUAGUGAUGCUAUCAAAGAGAAGAGAGCUAAAAAGAAAGAGAUUUCUCAUGUUGAGCCGAAAGACUGGAUUGAGGAGACGCCCAUAGGGCAGAAAAAGAUCCUGAAACCCCUGGAUGAUGACUUUCAUAAAGCCUAUCUACCUAGGGUUGUGGAAUCUGCGUGGUAUGGCUUUUGGGAGGCUCAGGGUUUAUUCAAACCACAACUAGAGGAGGACGGUAGUCUCAGGCCAAAAGGGAAAUAUGUUAUCGCCAUACCACCGCCAAAUGUUACUGGCAGACUACACAUAGGUCACGCCCUGGCACUGUCCCUGGAAGACACUCUCACGAGAUGGCAUCGCAUGCGACAGUUUACAACCCUUUACAUUCCUGGCACGGAUCAUGCAGGUAUUGCCACUCAAGCCGUUGUUGAAAAACAGCUCGCCAAAAAUCCAAUCGGCGGGAAAUCCAAAAGGCAAGAUUUUAGUCGGGCUGAAUUCGUGCAGAUAUGCCAGGAUUGGAAAGAGGAUUACCACAAGGCAAUAAACAGUACCAUACGCAGACUAGGUGUCUCUGUAGACUGGUCACGAGAAGCCUUCACAAUGAGCCCACAAUUGUCCAAUGCGGUUACAGAAACUUUCUUGAGGUUCCAUUCCGAAGGUCUUAUCUACCGCGCUAACAGGCUUGUACACUGGUCCUGUCGCUUGUCUACUGCCUUGUCAACUCUUGAGGUCAAUCAAAAGGAGAUCGAAGGAACGACAAAGCUUGAAGUGCCGGGUUACGAUAGAAAAAUCGAGUUCGGAACACUUACGUAUUUCAAAUACAGAAUUGAUGGUUCAGAUGAGACAAUUGAAGUCGCCACAACCAGGCCAGAGACGAUGCUGGGUGAUACCGGGAUCGCCGUGCAUCCUUCAGAUGAGCGAUACCAAACGUUCAUCGGCCAGGUUGCACAACAUCCGAUCAUUCCCGGAAGAAAACUGCGGAUCAUUGCUGACGAAUAUGUUGACCGGCAUUUCGGUACUGGUGCCGUGAAAUUGACACCUGCACACGACCACAACGAUUUCAAUCUCGGCAAAAAACAUAAUCUGCCUUUUAUCAGCAUCUUGAACGAAGACGGGACAUUAAAUAGCAACGCCGGACCCUUUGAAGGAGAGAAAAGGUUCAAUGCUAGAUACGGCGUCAUCAACGAACUCAAACGCCAGGGAUUAUACACGAGACAGGAGUCCAACAAGAUGGUCGUGCCUAUCUGUAGUCGUUCAGGCGAUAUCAUAGAACCUCUCUUAAAACCUCAAUGGUGGAUGCGCAUGAAACCCCUGACAGGACCGGCGAUGGAAGUAGUGGAAAGCGGAGAACUCGUUAUUCGCCCAGAGCUACAAAAGCGACUAUAUCUGCAGUGGAUGCGAGACCUUCAAGACUGGUGUCUUUCGAGGCAGCUUUGGUGGGGUCAUCAAAUCCCAGCCUAUCAUAUUACUAUCAAAGGUGAAGAUCACCAGACUGAUGCUGAUGACAACUACUGGGUAUGCGGGAGAACACAUUCCGAGGCACAGGCCAAAGCAGAGCAAAAGUUUCCUGGAAAAGAAGUAUCAGUGAAGCAGGACGAGGAUGUCUUAGAUACAUGGUUCAGCUCCGGCCUAUGGCCAUGCAGUACUCUCGGAUGGCCAGCUAAGACCUCGGACCUCGAGAAGUUUUUCCCAACUACGACCCUCGAAACAGGCUGGGAUAUCAUCCCUUUCUGGGUGAGCCGAAUGAUUAUGUUUUCACUAAAACUGACCGGGAAAAUACCCUUCACUGAAGUCUAUUGCCAUGGCUUAAUUCGCGAUAGUGAAGGUAGAAAAAUGUCGAAAUCCCUUGGCAACGUUAUCGACCCGGUUGAUAUACUAGAUGGCAUUAGCCUUGAUGGCUUGCAUCAAAAGCUCUUGAGUGGCAAUCUCGCCCAGAGUGAAAUUAAGAAUGCCGAGAAAUUUCAGAGAAAGGCUUUUCCACAAGGGAUACCGGAGAUCGGGGCCGACGCCUUGCGUUUCUCCCUCAUUAAUUACACUCAGGUCUCUGGCAGCGACAUAAACUUCGAUGUAAAGACAAUGCAUGGCUAUCGCAAGUUCUGCAACAAGAUCUAUCAAGCGACGAAAUAUGCUCUCGGAAAGCUUGGCGCCGAGUUCGUCCCCAGAGCCAGUUGCAUAUUAAGUGGGAAAGAAAGUCUCCCAGAACGAUGGAUCCUGACAAAGAUGACACUUGCUGCCAAGCAAGCAAAUCGUGCUCUUGAGGAGCGCGAAUUCGCAAGAUCCACUCAAAUCGCCUACCGGUAUUUGUACGAUGAACUUUUCGACAUUUAUAUCGAGAACUCCAAGUCCAUCAUCACAGACGGCACCGCCGAAGAAGCUCGUUCCGCAAUGGAUACACUUUACACCGCAUUAGAAACUGGCCUGCGACUCGUAUCGCCCUUCAUGCCCUUUUUGACUGAAGAGCUUUGGCAACGCCUACCGCGAAGGCCAAAAGACAACACAUCCUCCAUCACCAUUGCCGAGUAUCCCGAGUAUGAUGCGUCCAUUCACGAUCCAACGUCAGAAUCGGCUUAUGAGCUUGUGUUGGGGUGCUCUAAAGGCCUACGUUCCUUGCUGUCGGACUACGCGGUGAGAGAAAAGGGGGUUGCUUACAUCUCACCUUUGAAUGAAACUUCGCGUGACACGAUUGCAGCUCAAUUAGCUGCGAUCAAAUCACUGAGUGGCAAAACAUCCGUUGAAAUCAGUGUGCUGAAUGUUGGCGCAUCGAUACCUGCUCACUGUGCGGUGCAUCCUGUUUCCGCAGACGCGAAUGUCUUCCUUGAUGUCAAGGAUCACGUACAGAAUGCCGCAAGUGAAGUCAAAAAGUUCAAAGGAAGGAUAACUGAGGCGGAACAGGAGCAAAGUGACACGCAUGCAGCUUUGAUGGAGUUGAAGCAGGUUCAUGGAAAGGAUGUCACUGAGGCUAUGAACCUGGCUGAGAGGAAGAAGCGAGACGUUGACGCUAGAUUGCAGGCGUUGCGAGAUGUUGUCGUUGUCUUCGAAAACCUGACGGCUUAGCCGCACGAUUGUCAUUUGGACGGCGUUCUUGGGCCUCUGAGGGGCUGGGCAGGUAAAAAUGCAUGAAUCGGAUCGAAUCCUACCAGUUAGCUCUGUCCUGUUGUCUCACAGCCUAGUCCUCCUCAACCUCCAGAAUACUCUAUAGAAUUUAUCGCUUUCAACUUUAUUUCAUAGUCAUGGCGGACCCAACAUCAGGACUAGAGCAAUCACCACUCCUGGUGAAUACCGCAGAGGAAAUAUCCGAUCAUCGAGCGACCGAGACACCAAACCCGCAGAGUGAGAUGGAAUAUGCAGCUAACCCAAGACUCAUUGCUCGUACAUAUUAUCACCACAGUGAGCGAAAUGCAUCACGGC
Molecule: messenger RNA, 3459 nt
Organism: Pseudovirgaria hyperparasitica
Lineage: Eukaryota; Fungi; Ascomycota; Dothideomycetes; Acrospermales; Acrospermaceae
Product: valyl-tRNA synthetase
Exons: 2
Coding region: 1-3105 (1034 amino acids)
Biological process (GO): valyl-tRNA aminoacylation
Cellular component (GO): cytosol
Molecular function (GO): aminoacyl-tRNA deacylase activity; ATP binding; valine-tRNA ligase activity
Source: RefSeq, a predicted model, not a curated record